This is a messenger RNA of Bombus terrestris (buff-tailed bumblebee), 3993 nucleotides long. RefSeq names its product potassium channel subfamily K member 16. The transcript has 9 exons. The coding region runs from base 1523 to 2698 and encodes 391 amino acids. Gene Ontology annotation, molecular function: potassium ion leak channel activity. Lineage: Eukaryota; Metazoa; Arthropoda; Insecta; Hymenoptera; Apidae. Gene Ontology annotation, cellular component: membrane. The record is from RefSeq and is a predicted model, not a curated record. Gene Ontology annotation, biological process: potassium ion transmembrane transport; stabilization of membrane potential.
UGGCAGUAGAUCGCAGAACGUUGUACUUUUUGGAGAUUCGUAGUUUUCUUGGAAAAGAUAUAUUUAAAUUACGCGUAAAAUUACAUUUUAAGAAGAAAGUGAAGUAAAAGUGAAAUAAAGAAAAUUAUCUUUUUUUUUGGAAAAAUUAUUAUAUUUUUCGAUGAAUGAUUAAAAAUUGAUAAUAACUUUGACGUAAACAGAAAGCAUGGAUUUCAAAAAGAGCCGUAAUUCAAUCGUUCAUGACAAUUAUCGAAAUGGGAAAAAUCCUGGAACGUGUAAAGAGAUUCACAAGGAAGAGGAAUUAAAGUAUCUUCUGGGAGAAAAAUGAUUUACAAAAAGAAACGUGCAAGUCCAAUGAAGAAUGGAUUCACGCAGCACGUGUCAACACGUGGCGAGUCGUCUCGACAGUGUGUCUGACUCAAAGGCACAGGCUAGUCUAUAUUUAAAACGCCACGAGGGUAUCUAAGUCACUCUGGAAAUCCUGAAAAACCGAAGAAAGCGAGGAAGAAAGAAGAAAGAAGAAAACUAAAAGGUGACGCAAAGAUAGAAUGCAAUACGUAAUUCGAAUGAUGCUCGAAUAGCUUCGAUCCAUAAUUUUGCUUGCAAAAGGAACUAAAGAAAAUUUCUAAAAAUCCUUCGAAUCUCCAAAGAAUCGGUACGACAAAGCUGAUCCAUUAGCGCAAGAAGUACGAUGAAAAGGCCGAUAACCUGGACGACUAAUUUCAAGUGAUCGAAGGCGAACGAAACGAAAUUUUCAAAGUCAAAAGAAAGAGACGAUACAUCGAAAUCUCUAAAAUUCGGCAGAAGCCGAAUAAAGCAAAGAACAGGCAUAGGUGCGAAUCAAAGAAAAACAAUAGGAAGGGAAUGGAAAUCCAAAUCAAAGGGGAACAACUUGGAUUAAUAAGAGUGAUCGAAAAAUUCAAGAUCGCACGAUAAGAUAAACGGGAUUUUCGCUUCUUGAGAAAUUGAUCGUUCCUUCGGCGAAACGUAUACUACGACCUGACAAUAGAUUUCGUUAAACUCGUUUUCGAUUCUUGGCGGGUCGUGGACGAAGUCGAUAGCAGGAGAGAGGUUGUGCAUUCGAACGAUAUAAUCCACGAAAAGGCAGAAGGGACAGGACGACUGGCGAUACUGACGUUUCCCAUUAAACGGGACCGUGUAAUUUUGCUAUUGCGCCGGGUCAGCGAUCGCGUAUAAUCGGCGCUCCCCUUUUUAGCAUUCUACCGUGUUCCUCCUAUUAGUUUAUCUGGAACGGAUCGAGGAGGCCAGAGGUAAGGCAGACUUUUAUCCGGAAACGGCCGGUCGAGGGAUCGUCAUGCGGGCGGACCAAGAGCAAUUGGACCUUCUAACAUAAACGGGUACAAAACGUCGUAAACAAUAAUACAGCACCAUGUACGUGGAAUGCUCGUAGCGGACCACUCUCGAACGGUUCGAUAGAGUCAAAGUCAGAAGCGAGUAGAACGAGCGUAAAGUGUGAAAGAAAAGGCAACGAUAUCUCGAGUGGUCGGAUGCCGGAUGAAAGAUGGAAGGGGAUCGAGCAUCGUAUUCGACGUCCAACAGAAACUGGCAGCGUGGAAAUUAUCGGGUCCGCGGCGGAAGGCGAAGAAAACGAAGGCGGAAGCCGUGGGGCGAGAGGAUCGCGGACUGGACCAGGGCUCUGAUAGCCUUCCUCUUCAGCAACGUCGGUAUAGUGUGCCUGGUGGUCGGAUAUACCAUAGCCGGGGCCUUCCUCUUCACCCACAUCGAGGGUAGAAACAACCUGGACAUCGUCGGGGACGUGAUCAGGUUGAGGAACGUGACAGCUGCCACCCUCUGGGAGCUUACGUCCAAGGAGAACGUGUUUUCCGAAAGAAUCUGGAAAGCGAAAGUGAAGGCGAUCCUCGAGAAUUAUCAAAAGAAAAUGGUAAUGGCCAUAAAGAAUGGCUACGAUGGCGGGGAGGAAAACAAAAGGUGGAGCUUUGCUGGAGCGUUUCUCUAUUCUCUUACGGUGAUCACUACUAUCGGUUACGGAAACAUUUGUCCAAAGACGAAAUGGGGCAAAGUGGUGACCAUAGUGUACGCCAUAAUAGGCCUGCCACUUUUCUUGCUAUAUCUAAGCAACAUCGGUGACAUUCUUGCGAAAAGCUUCAAAUGGACCUACGCUCGUUGCUGUCUGUGCAAAUGUCGCAGAAGGCCAUUAGAGACGAUGCCAAGAGGAAAUACUCACGAUGACGCGGAUGUAAGGAGAAAUCAUUGGCAAAUGGUUGACAUAGAUGGAAGAGAAGUUGAUUCGUUCAGCGUGGACAAGAAUAUUUCCUUGGAAAAACACGAUACGAAAGAGGAAAAUGACGAUGACAGUAAUAGCAGUAGUUAUGAUCCUCAACAAGUCACCGUACCUUUGACACUAUGUGUCGCCAUAAUGGUCGGGUACAUUUGGGCCGGAGCCAUCUUGUUUUCCGAAUGGGAAGACUGGAACAUGUUGGACGGUUCUUAUUUCUGCUUCGUCUCCCUGUCGACCAUAGGUUUCGGCGACAUCGUGCCGGGUGACAAAAUCUACGCGGCCCAGGGCCUCGAUUUAUCCUUCAUCUUCUGCUCCAUGUACCUAAUGCUCGGUAUGGCAUUGAUCGCGAUGUGCUUCAACUUGAUGCAAGAGGAAGUGAUCGCGAAGGUGCGCGCGUUCGUGCGUACUAUUAAAUACAUAUUCCGAUGCGACAGGUGACCAUAACCGGUCUCAGCCACGUUCUGCUCCUCUACGACGCUCGCGAGUUAUAACGUAAAAUCGGAAGAUGGCCGGAUUUUCAGUGGUCAAUUUCAUCCCCUUGCUACGGCGAAUUUGGGCAGCAAAGAAAAUUACACGAUACAUACCUAUAUUUCACGUACAUCUACAUAUCCCCAGAGUUCUAUAAUUUUUUCAAUUUGCGAACUGGGAACUUUACCACGUUAGACAAAUUCGCUACAGAAAAUUUCACCAAAGAAAUCUAGAAACUAGAAAAGAAAAAAGAAGGCACAGAAUUUUCUACGUUUCUCUACGCUGCGAAUUAAUUUGUAACAACUUUCACGACAGGAUCACGAUGACGAUUCAAUAACUCGGUAUCGAACGGAAUUCGCGUUAUGCCUUAAUCUCGCCUUAGAGAAAACCACAGAAAUCCUUGGGACGCGAUAAAUACGAUAUACGCGCGAGCUAUUUUCGAAAAAAUGUGCCGUCUUCCGGCGAAAGCACGCGGCGCGAAGAAACGAGGAGAGAAGUUGUUUCUCUUGGCGGCGAAUCGCAGAAUAGAUAAAGAAGAAGCAAAAAGGAGAUAGUAGGUGAAAAAUGAAGCCUUCUUUCGAGAGGAAAUAUAAUGGGGGCGUGAAGCGAUCGAUCGACGGGAAUUUAGCGCGCCGAAAGAUCGAGCUGAAACGCUCGUUUACGCUUUCAAAGACAUUGCUUUCAUUUCCUCCGAGCGAUGGAAUAUCCAGCCGGGGCAAAGAAAAGCGUUAAAAAUGGAAGAUUUCAUUAUUAUGCGACACCGUCUACAGUUUCAUUAAAUACCCAAGUUAUUAACCGGGGUUAUUAAUUUUGUUCCUCGCUUUUGUUCUUAUUACGAGAUUUAUAAUUGCAUGGAAAAUUGUGGAUGGAUGUGAUUAAAAUCUUUCUCAUUUUGCUCUCGAAGAAUAAGAUUUAACAAUCUGGCCACUCUUGCGCGAUAAUUAACCAAAUAAUAAUUAUAGAAAUUGGAAACUAGAAGCACGUUGACAUCGGCAGACGCGAAUCGGCGAAUCUUGUGUUUUUCGAGCGUUACCGACGGCAGACGUAAAACGACGUUUUUUAUUUUUUCAAGCGUUGCCGCAUAUUCCAUUUGCAUACUUGUCUUGCAAAAUUGCGCGGCAGAGAAGACUAGACUAGCUGCUUGCGGCAGCGUACCGACCUCAAAGUCUUAAUUAGGAUCACUUUGGCUAUGAUAAGUAGCAAAAUAAAAAACUCAAUAAACUCUUCCGGUAUUCGUACAACUUAUAAAAAAGAAAUAUAUUUGU